Molecule: messenger RNA, 1392 nt
Organism: Choloepus didactylus (southern two-toed sloth)
Lineage: Eukaryota; Metazoa; Chordata; Mammalia; Pilosa; Megalonychidae
Product: mothers against decapentaplegic homolog 5-like
Biological process (GO): regulation of transcription by RNA polymerase II; cell differentiation; transforming growth factor beta receptor signaling pathway
Cellular component (GO): heteromeric SMAD protein complex
Molecular function (GO): RNA polymerase II cis-regulatory region sequence-specific DNA binding; I-SMAD binding; DNA-binding transcription factor activity, RNA polymerase II-specific
Source: RefSeq, a predicted model, not a curated record
AUGAUGUCAGUGGCCAGCUUGUUUUCUUUUACUAGUCCAGCAGUAAAGCGAUUGUUGGGCUGGAAACAAGGUGAUGGGGAGGAGAACUGGGCAGAAAAGGCAGUAGAUGCUUUGGUGAAUAAGCUAAAAAAGAAAAAUGGUGCCAUGGAGGAACUGGAGAAAGCCUUGAGCAGUCCAGGACAGCCGAGCAAAUGGGUCACUAUUCCCACCUUUGAUGGACACCUGCAAGUUUCUCACAGAAAAGGCCUAUCCCACAUUAUAUAUUGCCAUGUUUGGCCCUGGCCUGACUUGCAGAGUCAUCAUGAGCUAAAGCCAUUCAAUAUUUAUGAAUUUCCUUUUGGAUCUAAGCAAAAAGAAGUUUGUAUCAACCCAUACCACUGUAAGAGAGUGGAGAGUCCAGUUUUACCUCCAGUAUUAGUGCCUCGUCGUAAUGAAUUUCAUACACAACACAGCCUUCUGGUUCAGUUUAGGAACCUGAGCCACAAUGAACCACGCAUGCCACAAAAUGUCACGUUUCCAGAUUCUUUCCACCAGCCCAACAACACUCCUUUUCCCUUGUUGCCAAAUAGCCCUUACACCCCUCCCCCUGCUAGCAGUACAUAUCCCAACUCCCCAUCAAGUUCUGGACCAGGAAGUCCUUUUCAGCUCCCAGCUGAUACUCCUCCUCCUGCCUAUAUGGCACCUGAUGAUCAGAUGGGUCAAGAUAAUUCCCAGCCUAUGGAUACAAGCAAUAACAUGAUUCCUCAGAUUACGCCCAGUGUAUCCAGCAGAGAUGUUCAGCCUGUUGCUUAUGAAGAGCCCAAGCAUUGGUGUUCGAUUGUCUACUAUGAAUUAAACAAUCGUGUUGGUGGAGCUUUUCAUGCGUCUUCUACUAGUGUAUUAGUAGAUGGAUUCGCAGAUCCUUCAAAUAACAAAAGUAGAUUCUGCUUGGGAUUGUUGUCAAAUGUUAAUCGUAAUUCGACAAUUGAAAAUACUAGGUGGCAUAUUGGAAAAGGUGUCCGUCUGUGCUAUGUUGGUGGGGAGGUGUAUGCAGAGUGCCUCAGUGACAGCAGCAUAUUUGUACAGAGUAGGAACUGCAACUUUCAUCAUGACUUUCGUCCUACUACCGUAUGUAAGAUUCCCAGCAGCUAUAGCCUCAAAAUUUUUAACAAUCAGGAGUUUGCUCAGCUUCUGGCUCAGUCUGUCAACCAUGGGUUUGAGGCUAUAUAUGAGCUCACCAAAAUGUGUACCAUUCGAAUGAGUUUUGUCAAGUACUGGGGAGCAGAAUGUCACAACCAACAGGAUGUUACCAGCACCCCAUGUUGGAUUCAUCUUCAUGGGCAUCUUCAGUUGCUGGAUGAAGUCCUCACCCAGAUGGGUUCACCUUUGAACCCCAUAUCUUCUGUUUCAUAG